This is a messenger RNA of Vombatus ursinus (common wombat), 2306 nucleotides long. RefSeq names its product WAS/WASL-interacting protein family member 3-like. The transcript is spliced from 9 exons. Gene Ontology annotation, molecular function: actin binding. Lineage: Eukaryota; Metazoa; Chordata; Mammalia; Diprotodontia; Vombatidae. The coding region runs from base 276 to 1637 and encodes 453 amino acids. The record is from RefSeq and is a predicted model, not a curated record.
GAGGGAGGGAACAGGAGGUGGGGGGGCUGCCUCCCCUUUCCUUAGCAUCCCUCCCACUCAGGGCCACUGGGAGGGCCCUCCCUCGGCAGGAAAGUUCACAAGUCUUGGGAAGCUUUGCUGUGGGCCGGGAGAGGAUCUCGCCUUCAUUUCCUAGGAGGGCCACGGGGGCAUUUUACCUGCGUUAAGAAUUAUUGACAGCCAGAUGAUUUGACACCAGAACUGAGGACGAUCUUCUGGAAUUGUUCAUCAACAAGGGGACAUCCAAGCCGUGACAUAUGCCAGUGCCACCGCCCCCGCCUCCGCCUUUGCCCCCACCACCACCCCCCACCGGGGUGCCUCCGCCCCCUCCGCCUUUGGCACCUCCGCCAAGCGCAGACGCCCCCAAACUGAAGAAGGACGCACCCCAAGGUCGGAGCGCACUGUUGGCAGAUAUUCAGCAAGGGACUCGCUUAAGGAAAGUCACUCAGAUCAAUGACCGAAGCGCCCCUCAGAUCGAAACUUCGAAAGGAGCCAAUAAAGAAAGUGGAGGUGCUCCUGGGAAUUCCCGAGAGGGCAACCCACCCGCCCUGGGAGGCUUGUUUGCAGGGGGCUUUCCUGUGCUGAGGCCAGCAGGCCAGAGGGACGGCUCAGGUGGGGGGUCCAGAGCUCCGUCCCCUCGGCUCCCCGCGAAGAGCAUCAGCGCCCCGCUGAACCCCCCUGCGUCUCCGAGACUGGGCCCCGCGUCGGAAGCCUCGGCCCCCCCCCGACCCGCCCCCCCCCCCCCGCCUCCGCCCCCCCCUCCCCUCCCUCCGCCCUCGGCUGUCUCUGCCGUCGGCAAGCCCCCCCUCGUCUCCCCCCCGGCUCUGAUGGUGCCGCCCCCGCCCCCCACCGCGGCCCCCCCACCCCCUCCCCCGACGCCCCCUCCUCCCCCGCCACCCGUGCAGGGCGAGAGGGGGGCUAAGCCCGCGCCCGGGCCGUUGCACCUGCCCCCUCCUCCGCCCCCUCUGCCCCUCCUUCCCCCCUGUGGCUUUCCUGGGCCAGUUUCGGAGGCUUCUGCUCCCAGCCCUCCUCCGCCGCCGGACCUUCGGGACCCCCCGCCUCCCCCCCCUCUCUAUUCCUGCCCUUCGCCCAGGUCAUCUUUGCCCCCGACGCCCCUGCCAGGCUCCAGUGGCGGCAGUGAUGCUGCCCCUCCACUUCCACGCAAGUCCCCUAAUGCCAGCCUCCAGUCCGUGCCCCUGCCACCCACCCCCCCAGCCUCCCAGUCCACCGUACUGGUGCAGAAGAAGCGGCCUGGCAGAGGAGCGGGGACUGGUGGCGGGAAGCUGAAUCCACCCCCAGUUCCCCCAGCAAGGUCCCCCACGACAGAGCUGUCCAGCAAAAGUCAGCAGGCCCUGGCCUGGGUGGGCACACCACAGCCUGGAGCCCCCUUGAGGAAUGGGAAUUUCCACAUCACAGAUGACUUUGAGUCCAAAUUUACUUUUCACUCCGUGGAAGACUUCCCUCCUCCUGAUGAAUACAAGCCAUGCCAGAAGACGUAUCCCAGCAAGGUCCCCAGAAGUCCAACUCCAGGUUCCUGGCUCCCAGCAGAAGUGACUGGCCGGGGCAAUGAGGACACCAAGGGUCGAAACUCUCAGUUACCACUGAAAACUCUACGGUAAGAAGACAGAUGAAGUAAAAGUCCCAUCAUCAUGCCCUGCUCUGUAUAGCAGGAUGCAGGAACUGUCCAAGAAUGCCAUCAGCAACCACACCAAACUCAAGUUUUUGUUUCUCAUCUGACGAGCUCAGCAGCAAGCCCUUAUUUAUUAUAGUUAGGUCGUUUGCACAGGCUUGGAAUCAGUGUUGUAGCUGUCUUUAUUUUAGUGAUUUGUUUUUCAAAUGUGCCCAGAUUGUGGCAGCCCAUUUGUCCCAGUUAGUACAAAGAGCCUGAUUAGUGGUAUUGGAGAGACUCCUCUCUCUGUUCAGUGUUCAUCCCAUGACUGUAAAUAGCCCCAUGGGCUGGCCCUUCCACGUCUUUAAAAAAAACAACCACCCAUUUUUUGAGUCAUCUUUAGAGAAGUUUUAGCUAGUCCCCCUGUUCAAGAGUACAUGGCGACUCGUCAAUGACGUGAUUUCAUAGUCUAAUUGCACCAGCUAGGUAAUGAAACCAAAAAAUGCCUUACGGAAUGGAGAACAAGCAGUGUACCCACACUACAGCACAUGGAUGUCACCAGUCAGCAUGGAAUGACCAGAAUGUCAUGGCUCUCUACCCUUUCUCCCCCUUUCCCUCAGAUUUUCAAUAUGUGAAUUUUGUUGCCUAAUGUAAAUACUACCCUUAAUAAAAAAAAAAA